CAAGAGAAGUGUCUUUUGCAUACUUAAGUACUCAGUUGCGGACUCUGUGGUCCCAGCCAAGAGCAUUGUGUGUUCUAAGACCUCUCCUAUCGGUGACAGCAUCCGCCUGAGUGCGGUUGGACAUGGGCAUGCACCAUCGUGUCAAGAAAGAAUACGCAAAGAACCGCCUCUUGUGCUGUCCUUUUCAUAUCUCGAGUUACACUGUAGUUGUAGUUCCAAUGGAACGAAGAUUCACAAAAACAAUCAAACUGAAGACGAGAGAAGAAGCAAAAACUUGCAUGUAAGUCGUGUUUUGAAAAUGAAAGAGAACAUAUCUGAGACUCCCGCGUUGUCAUGAGAUGGAUCGAGGCCGAGGUAAUGAAGCUAUGCGACCAACGACGUUCAACUUAUUUUCCCAUGAUAUGACGUUAGAUUUACAUAGAAGAAAGGAAAACAAAUAGUGCCAAAGAACUACAAAGUCGUUAAUUCAACUAUCUAAAUCUAUCUAAAUCUCAAUUUUCCAUCCAAAACGAGAUUCCCUAAAACACCAAAAAACAUCAUGUCGGCAGUGGCUUACCAGGCGCAGCAGCAGUACCAGAUGAUGAUGGCUCCUCAGGCCCUAACCAGUGGCAUGCCGGACCCAGCCACCAUCGCCAGCCAGAAAAGCGCUUACUUGCAAAUUUACGGUUGUGCAGCUUGUUAUUAUAAGCGGAAACACCACUACAACUACUUGCGUUAGAACAGCUUUUCUGGAGCUUACUUCUCCCAUUACCCAUAGUUAUUGACGAACGCCCGGUCCCACCUUCUCCAAAGAUACCUCUAUCAUCCUAGAAAGAUCUCCAAGAACUUUCAACCUCUUCUAACUCACGUUGGAUGAGCAGGUGAAACAAGGCACAACGGUCUUGGAGGCACAGGUGAAACAUCAGAAGGAGUAUCUAUUAGGACAAGCGGAUAUGCAGAAAAAGCAGUUCAUCAUGCAGAUUGACAUGGAAGUCAAACAACAGCAGAUGGCUUUGGAACAGGUAUUCAUAACUAGACUAGAAUUCACUCUACUUGCAGGUCAAAAAACAUCGUUUUUAUUACGUCGCACUAAAUAUAGACUUGUAACCAUCUUCAAUCAUAACAAACCCUUCCGCCUCCCAACCCAAACACUAAGCCCUACCUUAUUCCAUACAAAAAAAUUACAGCAACGCAUGGAGCAGCUGAUGGCUUUGCAGCAGCAGUCUGCGCAGCAGAAGGCCGCUCUCGAACAGCAAUCUAUGCAACUAUCCAUGGAAUAUCAGCAAAAAAAAGCUGAGGAAGAUAUGCAAAAAUCGCAAUUUGACAUGGAAAAGCAGCAGGCUGAAAUGCAGCUGCGCAUGAGUCAGGAAAUGGCGCAAUUCCAGUCUUUACCGAUUAUGAACAAAAAAUUAAGCAGUAGCACGGAUAAUAGCAAUUUACCUGCAAGAACUUCCUCUCAAACAAACUGAAAGAGCAAGUAAGACGUGUACUGGGUCUCACUAAUCAGUUUGCUUACGCAGAAAGAAAAUUCUUCAUGUACUGUCGUUUCUUGACAUGCUGUUGCGAGAAGAGUAUCCCUCUUUCUCCUAUACUGCUCUUUCUUCAUACUGAUGCACGGACAGCAGCAGCAAGCGGGAGGACUAUUCCAGGGAGUGGGAUUGUCGUUCCCAAUGCAGUAGGGGGAAGCGCUUCGAGAGAGUUUCAUUUCUAUUCUUGAAAACACAUUUCCUGUAGGAGUUUCACCUUUUAUUAGACAUCUUGUGGACACCAGAGUCAUUAAUCUAUUGGUCACGCGUGGUGGCUUGGCACAUUGUGGAGUUUAUCUGCUUCUAUUUUUAUUUCAUGAAGGAGUAUGUAAUGAAAAUUUUUGCUGUAAAUGAAUGAGUCUAUUUUGCCAUAAUGAAAUUUCAUGACGAAGUACGACUCCGUUGUGCUCCUUCAUGAAUGAAUCCUCUUGAAUGCAGAAGACGUUCUCCUACUAGGUUUGAUUGUAAGUAUGAUUGCAGCAUGUAUCUUUUCCGAAUCGAGAACUUACCACGAACAAUAAAGAAUUUCAGAUAGCUAAGAAGAAAAGCCUUAGAAGCUUCCAUGUUUUGAUUAUGAAGUAGUUUUGAGUAUGGAGAAAAGAAAUACGAAGUGAUAGCAUGGUAAAAAAAUGUGAUUGCAUCCACCUCGUCGAACUUUUCUAUCUCAACAAACUAAGUGGCGAAUAUUGUCACCUCUACCGCCAAUUGUGGGCCGGCCCAGCUGUACAGAAUGUCGAUAUUUAGUCUCUGAAUUGUAGUAUUGUUCGAGUUACCAGCGCAAGAACAGAGCCUUCGUUGGUGUCAGUAGAUUCGCAAUUUAGUGCUGUGUGAUUCUGUGCUAUUUCAAACAGAGAGUGUGUGGUCCCAGUCAAGACCAUUGUGUGUUCUGAGACCUCUUCUACCCGAUAGUUGUUACAGCAUAAGCCUGAGUGCGGUUGGAAGUGGGCAUGCACCAUCGUGUCAAGAAAGAAUACGCAAAGAAACGCCUCUUGUGAUGUCCUUUUAAUAUCUCGAGUUACUCUAUAAUUCCGAUUGAACGAAGAUUCAAAAAAACAAUCAAACUGAAGACGAGAGAAGAAGCAAAAACUUGCAUGUAAGUCGUGUUUUGAAAAUGAAAGAGAACAUGCCUGAGACUCCUGCGUUGAUGCAUGUGAUAAGAUGCUCGGAGCCGAGUUAAUAAAGCUAUGUUACCAACGCCCUCCAAUAUAUUUCCUUAUCCUUCAUGAUAUGCAUUUAAUAUGACGUUAGAUUUAGUAGAGGGACAAAUUAACAGAUAGCGCAAAAGAACCACAAGGUCGUUAAUUCGAUUAUCUAUCUAAAUCUCAAUUUUUGAUCCGAGAGGAAAUUCCCUAAAACAACAGAGCAACUCAACAAAAACAUCAUGUCGGCAGUCGCUUACAAUAUGCAGCAGCAACAGCAGUACCAGAUGAUGAUGGCUCCUCAGGCCCUAACCAGUGGCAUGCCUGACCCAGCCACUAUCGCCAGCCAGAAAAACGCUUACUUGCAAAUUUACGGUUGUACAGCUUGUUAUUAUAAGCGGAAACACCACUACAACUACUUGCGUUAGAACAGCUUUUCUGGAGAUUACUUCUCCCAUUACCCAUAGUUAUUGACGAACGCCCGGCCCCACCUUCUGCAAAGAUACCUCUAUCAUCCUAUAAAGAUCUCCAAGAACUUUCAACCUCUUCUAACUCACGUUGGAUGAGCAGGUGAAACAAGGCACAACGGUCUUGGAGGCGCAGGUGAGGCACCAGAAAGAGCAUUUAUUGGGACAGGCGGAUAUGCAGAAGAAACAGUUCAUCAUGCAGAUUGACAUGGAAGUCAAACAACAGCAGAUGGCUUUGGAACAGGUAUUCAUAACUAGACUAGAAUGCACUUUACUUGCAAGUCAAAAAACAUCGUUUUUAUUACAUCGCAUGACGCAAUAUCAACUUUAGUAUACCAUACCAGAAAACCACCAUAGCAAACAAAACCACCAUAAAAAACCCCAAGCCUCCCAACCCAAACACUACACCCUAGUACUCCUUUGUUCCAUACAAAAAUAUUACAGCAACGUAUGGAGCAGUUGAUGGCUUUGCAGCAGCAGUCUGCGCAGCAGAAGGCCGCUCUCGAACAGCAAUCUAUUUAAGACUUCCGGAAAAUCGUCUUCAAAAGAAUUCUGGGGAGGCUUGUCAAGGGAAAAGAGGUGAGAAGAACAAGAAAUCAAGUAAUCCCGUAAUUGUUAGAAGAAAUUGGGUCCAGGAUAUGCAUUUCCCGAUGAAUAUAGCCAAAAUCUAACCCAUGCAACUUUCCAUGGAAUAUCAGCAAAAAAAAGCUGAGGAGAAUAUGCAAAAAUCCCAAUUCGACAUGGAAAAGCAGCAGGCUGAAAUGCAGCUGCGCAUGAGCCAGGAGAUGGCGCAAUUCCAAUCUUUGCCGAUUAUGAAAAAGUGUCCAUAGCGGGGUUCAGUACAACAGAUAAGUAAUUCAACUCCUGGAAUUUUAACUUCUUCAAGAAAAUUUCCAUGACAAGUCACGCAGCUCAGAAAUGUCCUUCUCUUUCUUCAUACUGAUGCACGGACAGCAGCAGCAAGCGGGAGGACUAUUCCAGGGAGUGGGAUUAUCGUUCCCAAUGCAGUAAGGGGAAGCGCUUCGAGAGAGUCUCAUUCUUAUUCUUCAAAACACAUUCCCAGUAGGAGUUUCACCUUUUAUUAGACAUCUCGUGGACACGGUCAUUAAUCUAAUGGUCAAGCGUCAUCAUGCCUUGACAGCACAUUGUCGAGUUUAUUCGCUUCUAUUUUUAUUCCAUAGAGAAGUAUGUAAUGAAAAUUUUUGCUAUGAAUGAAAUAAUUUUGCUAUGAUUUUCGACUAAGUAGCUCAUCUUGCUUCAUGAAGUAAAUGAAUCCUCUUGAAUGUAGAAGAUGGCCUCCUACUAGGUUUAAGUUUAAGUAUGUUUGCAGCAUGUUGUAUCUUUGCAGAAUAAAGGAACUUACCACGAACAAUAUCGCAGUAUUAGGAAUUAUCAGAUAUUUAGGAAAUCGCAUUAGAAGUCUCCAUGUUUUUGAUUAUGAAAUAGUUUUGAGUAUGAAGAAGACCCAUGAGAAAUGCCUCGACCCAUCGAUUUAGACACCAGAUUUCCAUAAUGAGUCUCAGCAGCCAUAAAGAAAAGCGAACAGAAACAAGCACGCAUACCAUCUCAGGUUGUACUACAUAAGUUAUUCUGUUUCAACUAUUUGAACCCCGCUAGUCUGUUUUCAGUUUUUGAACUGAGGGUGAUGUUACAACCGGCACGCAAGUAAUACAGAAAUACGUGACGCAAUACCCAAGUAGCACAAAGAAACAGCUGGAAUUUUUCCAGAAGAAAAAUACGGAAUUGUACAAAAAAAGCUGUCACACCAAGCAAGCC
Messenger RNA from Amoebophrya sp. A25, 4887 nucleotides. The record is from the annotation of a GenBank genome assembly. Lineage: Eukaryota; Dinophyceae; Syndiniales; Amoebophryaceae.